AUGGUGGGCUCGGGCGCGGCAGGAGGGGGAGGCGGAGGGGAUCAUGCGCGGAGCAAAGAGGCCGCGGGGAUGAUGGCGCUGCACGAGGCGCUCCGCAACGUCUGCCUCAACUCGGACUGGACUUACUCCGUCUUCUGGACCAUCCGCCCUCGCCCGCGGUGCCGCGGCGGCAACGGGUGCAAGGUCGGCGACGACAACGGCAGCCUGAUGCUGAUGUGGGAGGACGGGUUCUGCCGGCCGCGGAUGGCGGAGUGCCUGGAGGAGAUGGAGGGCGAGGACCCGGUGCGCAAGGCCUUCAGCAAGAUGUCCAUCCAGCUCUACAACUACGGAGAAGGGCUGAUGGGAAAGGUGGCGUCUGAUAAGUGUCACAAAUGGGUCUUCAAGGAACCUUCUGAAUGCGAGCCCAACAUCGCCAACUACUGGCAGAGCUCUUUUGAUGCCCUUCCUACGGAAUGGACUGACCAGUUCGCCUCAGGCAUCCAGACCAUCGCCGUGAUUCAAGCCGGCCAUGGCCUGCUGCAGCUGGGCUCCUGCAAGAUCAUACCGGAGGACCUGCACUUCGUGCUGCGGAUGCGACACAUGUUCGAGUCACUGGGCUACCAGUCGGGCUUCUUCCUGUCGCAGCUCUUCUCCUCCUCCCGGGGCGCCUCCUCCGCGCCCUCCUUCCCGCUCAAGCAGCCGCCGCCGGCGCGCCCGCCCCCGCAGCUCUUCAACUGGCCGGGCCAGCCGCAGCUCCCCCACGCCGCCGCGUCGCCCCUCUUCCCGCCGGGGCCGGCCGCGUUCCACCCGUCCGCGCGCUCGUCCAUGCCGCAUUACCCGGGCGGCAAGGACGAGAGCCACAUGUACCACCUCGCGCCGUCGCAGCAUGGCAAGCCGCCGCACAUGGACGAACACCAGCACCAGCACCAGCAGCAGAUGGGGCCCGGGGAGGCGCCCGACGGCGACCUCAAGUGGCCCAACGGGCUGUCAUUCUUCACCGCGCUCACCGGGCGCUCAGAUGACUCGAAGCUUUUGUACGGCGGCCCCGGCGGAGGAGGAGGCGGCGCAGACGACGGGAAGCCAGCGCAGGACGCGCAGACAGGGCACGGCGGCGCGGAGAACGUGGAGGAGUACCUGAGCCUGGAGAGCCACUCGAACAAGGCGAGGAGGAUGGAGAGCACCCAGAGCGCCAAGUUCAAGAGGAGCUUCACGUUGCCGGCGAGGAUGAGCUCGUCCAACUCGCCGUCCCCGUCGGUGUCAGCCUCGACGGGGCCGGCGCCGUCGCAGCAGCAGCAGCAGCAGCAAGGGAUGGAGUACCGAGCGCAGCACGAGGGCAGCGUCUACUCAGACCUCAUGGAGACGUUCUUGGAGUAG
This is a messenger RNA of Triticum turgidum subsp. durum (durum wheat), 1353 nucleotides long. NCBI's taxonomy places the organism in Eukaryota, Viridiplantae, Streptophyta, Magnoliopsida, Poales, Poaceae. The record is from the annotation of a GenBank genome assembly.